AAAGAACAACAAUAGAAAUGUCAUAUUCCUCCUGUUACAGCACUAAGUGCACGAACAUCGACUAGUUAUAUUUCACAUAAAUUUUUGUUGGUUUCGUUUUACAAAACAAAUAAUUGAAAAUGAAUUGGACCAGUACAUUAUUGAAUAGUGCUAUCAAGGCUUGGCAGCCACGCAUAAUGUCGGUUCGAUUUCGUUAUCACGCAGAUAAAGUUGCUCGUGGACCGCUUGUACGCCGGUAUGGAUACAAGGAAAAAAUUCUUCAGCGCGGACUUCUACCGCACUUGGACAAUGGGCAAAAACUUCCGAUGCCAGACUAUAGACCCAAAAACGCCUGGUGCGAAAAACGAGCUCUGUUCGGUCAGAACGACUACAUCGAUAUUCUGGGGAACGAUAAGCUGCAUCCGACGCGUGUUCUUUAUUCGGUCCCAUCAUGGCUGCGAGGUGUUUCCGGCAAUGAAUAUCAGGUGCUGCUGCGUAAGCGGAAGAUGCUUAGCCAAACGAUCUAUCCUGUUGCUCGACCAACCAAGUGGCGUGACAUGGAGAAACGAAUUUCCUAUCUCUAUCGGAUACUAAAUCGAAAAACCAAAACUGGACCGUCUAAUAUAUAACAACUUUCAGACUAGCUGGUUCAUUCAUUUAUAGUGUAUAAUAAAUCUGUUCUAUAAAACAAAUGAA
This is a messenger RNA of Topomyia yanbarensis, 675 nucleotides long. It is a transcript of the gene mRpL51, whose product is annotated as large ribosomal subunit protein mL51. The coding region runs from base 120 to 608 and encodes 162 amino acids. Gene Ontology annotation, molecular function: structural constituent of ribosome. The record is from RefSeq and is a predicted model, not a curated record. NCBI's taxonomy places the organism in Eukaryota, Metazoa, Arthropoda, Insecta, Diptera, Culicidae. Gene Ontology annotation, cellular component: mitochondrial large ribosomal subunit. Gene Ontology annotation, biological process: translation. The transcript is spliced from 2 exons.